GUUUAUGCUUGAGAUAUAACCUAAAUAACCUAAAUAAGAAAUAGAGAAUUGUUAAGUAUUAUCGUCAAAUUAAUACAAUGUUUUCAUUGAAUACGACCAUUGGAACUAUACUUCGUGUUAAGCGACAUUUAUAUUAUAAUGUGGUUAAUGGACUUCACCAAUCUUGCACACGAUAUUUGAAUCAGAGGUGGAGAGAAAAACAUGGAUUAACGGCCAAUCCAAAUACUUUUAGUCCAUUAACUAAUUUACCAGAUUAUACAUUUAAAGAUGGAAGGCCAACGCCACUUGGAGUAAGACAAAAAGCACGUUUGGAUAAACAACGUAAUUAUGCGGCAAGAAUUAUUAAAUUAGUAGGGGAGAUAGAUUAUGCUGUUGAAAGGCAUGCUGAAGUGAAGAAACAAAAGAAACAAAAAAGACAACAAAUACUUGAUAGUAAAUUGAAACCCAAAGGAAACGCAUUGCUUAAAAAACAGCUAGAAAAAAAAUUAAUUAAUUCGUGAAUGUAAAAUAAUAUACUUGU
This is a messenger RNA of Camponotus floridanus (Florida carpenter ant), 520 nucleotides long. RefSeq names its product 39S ribosomal protein L52, mitochondrial (gene mRpL52). Gene Ontology annotation, molecular function: structural constituent of ribosome. Bases 78 to 500 code for a protein of 140 amino acids. Gene Ontology annotation, cellular component: mitochondrial large ribosomal subunit. The transcript has 4 exons. Gene Ontology annotation, biological process: mitochondrial translation. The record is from RefSeq and is a predicted model, not a curated record. Lineage: Eukaryota; Metazoa; Arthropoda; Insecta; Hymenoptera; Formicidae.